This is a messenger RNA of Conger conger (European conger), 1937 nucleotides long. RefSeq lists its product as uncharacterized. Lineage: Eukaryota; Metazoa; Chordata; Actinopteri; Anguilliformes; Congridae. The record is from RefSeq and is a predicted model, not a curated record. The coding region runs from base 131 to 775 and encodes 214 amino acids. The transcript is spliced from 2 exons.
GCAUACUCGGUUUCGAUUUCAUAUUGCUCAUUGCAAGGGAAGCAUCCGCAUUUCAAAGAAGUGAGAGACUGCUGAGCCAGACGCUUUACACAAACUCAGAGUCCUAAGGAUUCCCAUUUUGAAUCUCAACAUGGUCUUUUCCUCUUCCUGUGAUAAGCCUGAAACGUUGAAUGAAUUGACCCAACUGAGAGACUGUGAAUUUGGUCAGCCUCACCCCAGGCAUGGGCUGAGGCUCCUUCAUUGGCUUGCCCAUGACCGCUUCAUUUAUGACCACUACUACCAUUCGGCAACCCUCCGGUGUGAACCCCGUAGAGGUGACUAUGGGUUUCAUUACUUUCAGAACCGAGAGAAUGAUCUGCCUUCUGUGAGAGAUGGGUACAACUACUACAUAGUAGGCAAUCUGAAUGAGCCAAAGGCGCAGCAUUUACCUUCCUAUGUUUGGGAAAACAACAGUGGGUACCAGGAUGACAGCAACCGUGACCGCAUUAUCCUCAGCAUGGGCCCUGGGAAUGUUAUCGACAAGAUAUAUGCCACUGAGCACCAGGGAAAAGGGCGUUUUAACAACAAGCGCACAUAUUGCAUCAGUAAAGGCCUGAUGAUGAUAAUCAAGGAGCUGGAGCUGCAAACGUUUUUACAUCAGAUGAAGAACAACCGACUCAGCCUACAAGCCCCAGAAGUGAGGGCUGCUUCUGCCUCCAUGCCCCCUACAGUGAUCGACACCAAGUCCUCUUCCCCUUCCCGUGGAUUCUGGGAAGACUAUUGUAUCAUACUUUGAGCUGUUCCAUGUGCCUUUCAGGCAUCAUACCUCUAUACCUGGGGCAGUCUCUGAGCUGCUGGAGUGAUAGUUACUUUUUCUUUUUUAUUCAAUUUAAGCUGACUGUCUACUCCAAGCUUCCUUAUCUUCCUCCUUAUCCUACUGAUGUCCUGUAUUUUUAGUUCCAAGAAGUUACCAGUCCAGUGGCUGAACAACGAAUUGACCCAGGUAUGCAUAACUGGUGAUCAUGAUGGGAAAGCUGGUGUGUUUGUGUGUGUGUCACAGUUGUGCCCAAGUCAUUUUGAGCAAGUCCAAGUCAAGUCUCAAGUCGAAAUCAAAAUUUCACCCCCCCCCCCCCCCCCCAUCAUCUCAGCUCACACUUUUUAAAAUGUCAUUAUUUGAUUUUAAUAUAAAGGGUGAAGAGUUCAGUAAUUUGGAUUAUUGUAGAGUCAAAGGUCAUGACCUUUAAAUUAGUGAGGUACACUAAUGAAAUGUAUUAAUUUAUCAGCAUUUAAAGAUAUAGUUCUUUGAAAUUCUGUAAUAUUUGUCUUACCUUGAAAGUAGUUAUUUUCACAAACUGUCCCAUGCCUUCUGCUGUAGUCAAUAUUAACUUUACAGUGAUGAACCUCAGCUAGGACCCGGGAAUUCCUUUUUGAAGUCAACAAUAGCUGCAGCAAACAAGUCAAAAGUCAAAACAUGACUAACUACUUAUAAGCAAAGAAAUGGAAUUGUGCAGUGUGGGUAGGUCCUACUCUUAAUUAUAAUUAAUUAAUCGUGAUCAGCACUGGUCAUGCAAAGUAUGUAAAAAAGAAAAGAUCACCACAUAAUUGUGAGCAGUAAGAACAUUUAAAGAGAAGUAUCAAAGAUUGUGAAAAAGUAGGAGACACGGAACAAGAAUCAUGAUGUUAAUGCAAUUUCUCCCAUGGAGAGGCAAGAUCAGGCCACUUCCCAACUCUUUGUUAUGUAUGACUGGACUGUACUUAACCACUCCACACACUGAAAUCUUUUGAGAUCAUUAUUAGAACCAACUGUCCGAAUGCUCUGUUUCUCUCUCGCGCGCAUUAUAUUAAACCUGAAAUCUCUUGCUCUUGAGAGAAGUUGACAGUGUGUUCUUCAUUGUCCUGCAUUUAAUUCCAUGGAGAAGGGCAAAAUAUCCUAACAUUGUAUAUUAAUAUAUUUAUUG